Rotaria sp. Silwood1 is the source of this 244-nucleotide messenger RNA. The record is from the annotation of a GenBank genome assembly. Lineage: Eukaryota; Metazoa; Rotifera; Eurotatoria; Philodinida; Philodinidae.
UGAACACAAUAGUAAACGUGAUGAGAAGGAGAUUUUAUUUGCAAUGGGCACGAUAUUUCGAGUUAUUUCAGUCAAAGAAUACGAUUCUACAUAUUUAAUAGGUUUACAGGUUGAAACUCAAGUACAAGAAUGUCUAUCGAAGUUAACAGCUCAUUUACGCACUGAUAAUAUGCAUUCAAUUGCAAGUGAACUUACACUCGGUAAUUUUUUACUCAAUAUGGGUGAAUUUCAUCAAGUCCAAUAG